AUGCAUCCUUCCGGUCCUGGGGCUGGUUUGGCCACUCGGCCCAUCCCCGAGCCUGGCGCGAGGGACAGGCAGGCCCAGGGAGGGGGUCCCCGAGCGCCCCAGUCUGGGGGCGCCGGGCUCUGCUGUGGGACGGCAGCUCUCACAGCCGGUCGUGUGCCCCUGCCAGGGUACCUGCUCUUCCGCGACUUCGCCCUCAACCAGGCAGAGGAGGCCAAACCCCUCAUGGAGUUUUAUGAGGAGAUCAAGAAGUAUGAGAAGCUGGACUCCGAGGAGGAGCGAGCUGCCCGGAGCCGCCACAUCUUUGACCAUUACAUUAUGAAGGAGCUGCUGGCCUGCUCCCACCCCUUCUCCAAGAGUGCCACGGAGCAUGUCCAGAGCCGCCUGAGCAAGAAGCAGGUGCCCCCAGACCUCUUCCAGCCCUACAUUGAGGAGAUCUGCCAGAACCUGCGUGGGGGCAUCUUCCAGAAAUUCAUUGAGAGUGACAAGUUCACGCGGUUCUGCCAGUGGAAGAACGUGGAGCUGAACAUCCAUCUGACUAUGAAUGACUUCAGCGUUCACCGCAUCAUCGGCCGUGGUGGCUUCGGGGAGGUCUACGGCUGCCGGAAAGCAGAUACCGGCAAAAUGUACGCCAUGAAGUGUUUGGACAAGAAACGCAUCAAGAUGAAGCAGGGCGAGACCCUGGCCCUCAACGAGCGCAUCAUGUUGUCCCUCGUCAGCACCGGGGACUGCCCGUUCAUCGUGUGCAUGUCGUAUGCCUUCCACACGCCCGACAAGCUCAGCUUCAUCCUCGACCUCAUGAACGGGGGGGACCUGCACUAUCACCUGUCUCAGCACGGCGUCUUCUCGGAGGCGGAGAUGCGGUUCUAUGCAGCCGAGAUCAUCCUGGGCCUGGAGCACAUGCACAGCCGCUUUGUGGUGUAUCGUGAUCUCAAGCCAGCGAACAUCCUUCUGGAUGAGUUUGGGCACGUCCGUAUCUCAGACCUGGGCCUGGCCUGCGAUUUCUCCAAGAAGAAGCCCCAUGCCAGUGUGGGCACCCACGGGUACAUGGCUCCGGAGGUGCUGCAGAAAGGAGUGGCGUAUGACAGCAGCGCCGACUGGUUCUCGCUGGGCUGCAUGCUCUUCAAACUGCUCCGAGGGCACAGCCCCUUCCGGCAGCACAAGACGAAGGACAAGCAUGAGAUUGACCGUAUGACCCUCACCAUGGCCGUGGAGCUGCCUGACUCCUUCUCCCCCGAGCUACGCUCCUUGCUUGAAGGGCUGCUGCAGCGAGAUGUCAACCGGCGGCUGGGCUGCAUGGGACAUGGGGCUCAAGAGGUGAAGGAAGAGCUGUUCUUCAAGGGCCUGGACUGGCAGAUGGUUUUCCUUCAGAAGUACCCACCACCUCUGAUCCCGCCCCGAGGAGAGGUGAACGCGGCUGAUGCCUUCGACAUUGGCUCCUUCGAUGAGGAGGACACGAAGGGCAUCAAGCUGCUGGAGAGUGACCAGGAGCUGUACCGCAACUUCCCGCUCACCAUCUCGGAGCGGUGGCAGCAGGAGGUGACAGAGACUGUCUUCGAAGCCGUCAACGCUGACACCGACAAGCUGGAGGCUCGCAAGAAAGCCAAGAACAAGCAGCUGGGUCAUGAGGAAGGCGUGGGUGUGGAGGAACACGGGUGUUGGGCACACAGGGCAAAGGGGACGUGA
This is a messenger RNA of Struthio camelus australis, 1683 nucleotides long. Lineage: Eukaryota; Metazoa; Chordata; Aves; Struthioniformes; Struthionidae. The record is from RefSeq and is a predicted model, not a curated record.